This is a messenger RNA of Neurospora crassa OR74A, 1229 nucleotides long. RefSeq lists its product as hypothetical. The coding region runs from base 453 to 881 and encodes 142 amino acids. The record is from RefSeq and is a predicted model, not a curated record. The transcript has a single exon. Lineage: Eukaryota; Fungi; Ascomycota; Sordariomycetes; Sordariales; Sordariaceae.
GCAUGUAUGUAUACGCUUUGGACCGCUGCUGUGCCUUUCUCCAGCCAUGGCAUUAUUCCCUUUUUAGCGGACUUGUAGGUGUAACCAAACCACCACCAACACGGCAAACCCAUGAACGUCUUACCCCGAAGCGAAGCCACGAGUUGCACGAUACGAGGCCGCAAAUAACGGGGUAGACAUAUGUAAUGAUACGUAAGCUCGGACGAUAGCCUGCAGAUAGCCGCUUCGCUGAGUAAUGAUGGCAUAUUGUUGGUAUUAAUGCUGAGGUUUGUGUCGCUGACGGUGUCAUUAGGAAACGAAGGAGGCCGGUGUUGCUUGCAUUGCGAUCAGGAAAUUCGCCCAUGGACGAACUCCUUUCGGGGGGGACUCCGCAUGGGGCCCAACCCUGUUACCCCUGGCUGGUCUAGCGCUGUGUAGUGUAGCUGCCGUUUAUCACCGACCACGACCCUACUAUGCAGUAUGUAGUAUGGUGCGCGCAUACGUACAUACUACAUACACACUACUGCUUCGUUGCUUGUUCUGCUGCGUGUCAUGGCAAAUCCCAUCCCAUGUGGCCGUUUGCUUCGGUUUGGUGUGUGUCGCGAAGCUAUGGAGCUGAAAAGGUAGAUGGGUGGAAACCGGCAUGGAUCAAGCGUGAAAAGAUCGCAUAUCGCCGACCGCGUUUCGCACAUGUUCGGAUGCUUCUGGAAGCCUGGAAUUGGGCCAAAAAGGAGGCAUCUUGCCGCCGUGUGACCUCCGCGAAAAAGGUUCAACCUUGUUGUCGCCCCGGGGCCACUUCCGCCCUUCCGGCACGCUUUGCUGCAGUUGUUAGGUGUCGCGUGCAGACGUGCAGAAGCGCAUGGCAGCGGAUCCAUGUCCACCAUCUUCCCCCCUGGCAUUAGUCAGGGGUUCGGGGACCAACCCCGUCCAUGCCGUACCGUUCCAUGCACGCGACGACACCACCGACGCAAGCCUAAUACGGCUGCCCUUUGUUCCCAAAGGGAUAACUCCGGAGCUGAAAAAAUGAUGCAUCGUGCGUCCAAAAGUCCCUCAGCCGCCCAACACAGCGUCUGGAUCCCCCAGACCCCAGCGCCGCCAAGCAGCAUUCGCGGCAGAAGCAGAGACUGCAACAGACGGCCCGGGGUUACAGUCUGUACGCCAGGGCGGGCACCUAUGCCACUCACAGAGCAGCGGCGUCAGCUCGCUUUUCACCCAAAGAGACAGACGGACGCAUCGGCGGGACAGAAAAG